CACGGUAACCUGCAUUCCUGCACACGAGCGCACAGUUCAACUAAGCUUUGUUAUAUGUGUGUAAAAAAGCUGUGUUACAGAUUUAACUGUGUUUUACUACAGAGUAAAUGUUUGAGGGACUAAAUAAUAAAUAAAAAUAUAAUACUGUGCACAUGCUCAGUGGGACCCACGGUUGCCACGGGAUACCAGAGCUAAUAAACAAACGUCCUGUAUCAGACCGCAGGUCCGCUGUGGUCCCAGAGGAGGCGAGUUCACACAGCGAUUUAAUCCACACUUUAAUCCAGUUUACAUCCUUAGAAAAGAGGCGGUUAACUUGUAAAUUUGUGAAGAAGAAGUCCCAUAAAAUGUCUGUCAGCACCACACACGGUCUUCCUUUCCUGCCUGGGAACAGCUUUCGAGACACAACGAAAUCAGCCUUCCACAGACCACAAACUCUGUCCUAUAAGAACGGCUACGCGCUGCCUCUUAGGCCCACAGCGGGAAUAGGCCAGGAUCCCCUGCUCUCAGAGAACAUCCUUCAAAACGAGAUGAAGCAGCUGUCCAGUCAGAUCCCCACCCUCACCUACGGCACCCCCACUCGCAGCCCCCCGCGGGACUUUAUACCAGCUUUUGUGGCUUAUGACAAGAAGGUGCUGCGUUUUUAUGGUUAUUACAAGGAAGAAGUGCUACAUUCUCCAAACGAGCAUUUCUAUGUGCAGCCUGUAGUGAUCUACUACUACCUGGAGGAUGACAGCAUUUGUGUGAUGAAGCCAAAGUUGAAAAACACAAAUGAAAAGGAAAUCAAACAGAUCAAACGUCACCGACUGCCCAAAAACCAGCCCGGGGAGCACUACCACUGGAAGGACUUCAACCUUGCUAUGGACAUGAUUGUGUAUAACACUGUGUACAGAAUCACAAACUGUGACCCCUUCACCCAGGAGUUCAUGGAGAGUCAGGGGAUAGUUCUAAACGACCCUGAGCAGAUCCCUGGUGACCCACACUCAAGCCGACAGAUUCAACCCCAGCUCCCUGACAUUUCUUCAACAAACUAUGACAGAUUCAAACAGUUUCUAACCAUGGAUCGCAAGGUGCUGCGGUUCUUCGCUGUUUGGGAUGACUCUGACUCUCUGUAUGGAGAGAAGCUUGAAGUGAUAGUGCACUAUUACCUGGUUGACGAUUCAGUGGAGAUUCGCAUAGUUCAGGAGUCCAACAGUGGCAGAGACACAGUUCCUGUGCUUCUGCACAGACAGAAAAUACCUAAAGACAUUAAAGAAGUCUGCCAGCCAUUCCCCAGCUGUGUUCUGGAAGUGUCUCCACAAGAUGUUCAGGAGUUUUAUUCUCCAAAGAACUUUCGAGUAGGUGAGGAGCUGAGGCUCAUGGGUAAGCGAUUCCUUCUGUACGACUGUGAUGAGUUCACUCGGAAAUACUACGAGCAGCAUCACCCUGACAUCCCUCUAAAGCCCCUCCCUGUGCAACAGAAAACCCAGGAAGACUGCAAGAAGGUGAUUCCACCAUACAAUGGUUUUGGCUCUCUUGAGGACUCACUGCAGAACUGCCUUUCUCUAAUUCCCAAACCGCCCAAGAAAGACCUUUUAAAACUUCUCGAGAAUGACCAUAAAGUCCUGCGUUACGCUGCCAAACUGGACUCACAGAAUCCUAAUGACGAAGGCCGUCACUUCAUCCUUUCCUAUUACCUGUCCAACGACAUGAUCAGCAUCUUUGAAAGAUCUCGGCGCAACUUCGGCAUCCUUGGAGGCAAGUUCCUGGAGAAGACACGCAUUCCUAAACCAUCAAGUACAGUGGAAAACCCGGAGUACUACGGCCCGGCCGACUUCGCCAUCGGAGCCACAGUGGAGGUGUUCAGGCACCGGUUUGUGUUGACGGAUGCCGAUCAGUAUGUGCUCACCUAUCUGGAGUCGAUGGCAGAGCAGGAACAAAUCCCAGAGAAGACACUGUCCUCACUGAGACAGGCUCUAGGCCAAAGCAAAGCACUGGACCCAAACCACACCUCCCUAAAUCUACCUGACCCAGCUGCAGAUGAAGGACGUCCACCAUCUUCCUGAACUUCCAGAAUCAUCCUGUAUCAGAAAUGCUCAUUUCCUGUUUCUUACAGAUAAAGUUGUAGCCCUUUCUUUUCUCUGUUCUGCUUUUCUCUGUUAUCUCCUUAGUUUAUCACAGUGACAUUUAAGGAAAUAUCUGUGUACUUUUUUACUUCUUUCUGGCAUUUGGCUGCGCUCUUUUCAACAGCAUCAUUUUCCUUCUUGAUCACCAAUAUAUACCCUACAGUAUACCCAAAAUUCCCUAUAUUGCGGUAUUGAGGCUGAUCAUAAAUGCAUUGGGUGUAGAAAUAAAACAAAUAAUUAACA
Molecule: messenger RNA, 2345 nt
Organism: Astyanax mexicanus (Mexican tetra)
Lineage: Eukaryota; Metazoa; Chordata; Actinopteri; Characiformes; Acestrorhamphidae
Gene: efhc1
Product: EF-hand domain (C-terminal) containing 1
Exons: 10
Coding region: 153-2042 (629 amino acids)
Biological process (GO): mitotic cytokinesis; mitotic spindle organization; cilium-dependent cell motility
Cellular component (GO): mitotic spindle; axoneme
Molecular function (GO): alpha-tubulin binding
Source: RefSeq, a predicted model, not a curated record